GCUGAGCAGGCGGAGGCGCCCUGGGCCGCUCUGGCCGUGAGGAGCCUUUCCCUUCGUGCCUCCGACUGGUUUCUUGUUUGCAGAUACUUUGGUGGUUUUUAAUUUUUUUCCGUUCAAAUGGGAAGCAACAGCCCCUUUGAUGUCAGAUGCUUCCAGUUCCUGUUUCCUAGGUCUGUCACUCUGCUGCCUUUUUUCUACAUUCCUGACUUAUAAUGGAUUCCUUCAGGCUUAGGGGAUGCCAGCGUUUGUUGAGGGCCUUUGGCAGGUAGCACAGACAGUCCAGGGGACCAGAGACAGAGGCCCUUCCCUCGUGGCCUUGAGUCUGACAACAGUCGCCUCCUGCCGGCGGCCAGCAUGAGCCCAAAGGAAAGACCCUGCGCGUCUUCGACUCUUACUUUGAAGCAUCUUUUACUCUUAAUGGAUUUUUCCUUUUGCUUUUCCAAGUGUUAUGUACUGUUGCAAAGAGGACCAAGAGCCCCAGGCUGGAGGGGCUGCGAGAGGGGCCCAGUUUAGAACAGCCCAUGGCUUUUGAUAGUGACGCCUUGAUGCUUUGGUUGCUGUCCUGGAGGCCAGUGGCCUUCCCAGGUGUGUGUUUCUUGGCCCAGAAUGAGCCCAAAUAUUCCCUGCAGGACAGUCACACCAUUGUCUACCCCGUUAGCGUGGAGAGGAAGCUGAGCUGGGGUGGGGUACACUAGCCACAGGAGGUCUCAGGGUCGUGGAUGCACGUGCCCCGUGGACUGCACCCCAAACAGUGCCUUGAGGGGGGAUGCAGAGUGAGCCCAGGAGGCCCCUGUCCAAGAGGAGGACGUCUGUGGCAGUCCACCUGGACUCGGGCCUCAGAUGUCUCCUCUCAGACGAAGAGUUCUCCUUUGAGGAGCGUGGCUCUGGGGCAGAAAUGGUUUAGGAGAUCUGGGUGAACCCUUCAACCAUGUUUAGUCUUAGAUUCCUCGUCUGUCCAAGUGGGUGAUGGCCCCGGUGUCCUAGGUCACCUGAGAAUUGUCAGGGUCAGAUUAGAGCCACUGGGACACACAGGUUGUCCUUUCAGGGUCAGGACAGCCUUUCCCUUCCAUCUUGAUCUGCAGCCCUCCCUGCAGUUAGAAUCCCCCUCUGCAGUUUGCAGCAAGGUAAGGCUUCCUACUGGCCUGCGGCCACUGCGGGAGUUCAGGCAGUAGUAUCAGGCCUCGUGGAGAAGUCCCGAGGGAAGUGUUCUUGUGCCUUUUAAACGCACCACUUUGGGUGCUGCCUGUAAAUCAGCCUGGGUGUGGAUGGUUCUGAGACUGGAGCAUUGGGUACCCAGUUACCCUGAUGACUGCUGCCUUGCCUGGCACCAUGAGAGGCAGCAGUGGUCGGGUCUGCACCCAGGGUGAGUAUGCUCCUGGGUGUCCAGCAGUGUCACCUUGUUUCCCCUUUGACCCUGCACACUCCUUCUGAAGUUCUGAACAGAACUAGGUAGGGGCUGAUGGGGCCAAGAUAAGUGUGUAAGGCAGUGCAGCCAAGCUCACUGGGUUCGCCAGCAUGACACCACCCUGUGGUGUGCUCCCUGUGCUGUGGGUGCUCCCUGUCUGCUGUGGCACCCCCUGCCCUUGCUGGGGCCCCAGGUCAGAGGAGGGUGGGCUGAAGUUCUGAGGAUGUGGUGCCAGUGUAGCUGAUCAGAGCUUAACGCACAGCUGCAAGAGCAGCCCUGAGAGGUGGGAAGCCCUGGGCUAACGCUUUUUUCAGUUCCUACGCCCGUGUUUUAUAUGGUAAAUGCCGUGUGUUUGUGCAGGUGUUCCAGUAGAAACACAAACCAUAUUCACAAGGCACAGGCUCCCUCCGCUCCCCGCCCCCCGCCCUUGUUUUAGUUCAGAGCGCUGUGUGCUCGGCUCUGGGUUAGGCCUGGCUUGCAAUAGGAAGCUUUGCGUUGAAACACGUGAUAAGAGGUGCGUGGGUACCACUGCUGGCAGGGUCCCAGAAUUCUGGGCCUAGAUUUUUCCUCGUUUGUAAAGCAAUGAAGUGUUUGGGCUCCUGAGGACUGUGAAAGGGGCAGCCUGGCCCCUAGUCGGUGCUCAAUAAACAUGUCGGCAUUAACGCGUGGCUUGCACAGUGCGUGAGCUGCGGUGCGGGGCUGUCGGGGCGCUGCGGGGGCGCUGGGGCUCGGCUGGCUGGAGAGAAGCGCCUGGUCCCCGCACCUGCCGGGCUCCAAAGCCAGCCAAUGGGACGCCUGUUUCGGGCCGCAGGGACCAGCUGAGCGCGGGGCAGGGGCAGGGCUUUCCAGGGCGGCCAAUGGGGACCCGAGUCCGGGCUGCCUGCUGCCGAGCGCUGUGGCUCAGCGCGCCCGCCAGGGGUGGGUCUCGGCUGUCUCUGCACUCCCUGAGCACCCAGCCCAGUCGGUGUGCAGAAGGGUGGGCCGAGGCCUCCCGCAGAGAGGACCACGCGGCGGCGCCUGCAACUCCCGAGGCCGGCGGACAGUGCUGGGGCCAUGGCCGAGGCGGCUCCGGCUCCGGACUGGCAUUUGGGAACUGACUUCCAGCGAGAGGCCCGGGUCCAGUGCACAGAGAUUUCCCUUCUGGCUGUCUUGGCUGCUGUUCAGGCCGUAGAGAAGAAGAUGGAGUCCCAGGCUGCCCGGCUGCAGAGUCUGGAGGGGCGCGCAGGCACAGCCGAGAAGAAGCUGGCCGACUGCGAGAAGACGGCCGUGGAGUUCGGCAGCCAGCUGGAGGGCAAGUGGGCCGUGCUGGGCACCCUGCUGCAGGAGUACGGGCUGCUGCAGCGGCGCCUGGAGAACGUGGAGAACCUGCUGCGCAACAGGAACUUCUGGGUGCUGCGGCUGCCCCCGGGCAGCAAGGGGGAGGCCCCCAAGGCGCCCCUGACUUCCGAAGAGGUGGCCGCCGAGUGCUCGGAGCAGCAGCGGGGCGGCACGGCAGCGUGGCAGGAGGCGCUCGGCCGGCACGUGGUGCCGGGGAACCCGGACCCGGCCACCAGCAAGCUGCUGCUCCUGAGCCCGCUGGACGGUGGAGACGAGGCAGGCGGCCGCAGCCUGCCCAGGGCAGAGGGAUGUGUGCGGCCUGGCACUGAAGCAGGCCUGCUGGAGUCUGCACCAGGACUUCUGCCCUGGAUCAAACAAGAGGAAGAGGCACACGGGAGGAAGCCGCAGGUUCCGCAGGGGAUGGCUACUGCGCACCUGUGCUCAGAGACCUGGCUGCUCAGCAGAGAGAAGAGGAGCCUGGAGGAGGAGCCCCAGGGGCCAGGGCCAGCCUGGGCAGCUGAGGGGGCGCCUGGCAAGGAGCGCUCUGCGGGGCUCACCUGUGGGAAUCUGCUUCCUGCCCCCAGCAAGAGGGAGGUGGCCUCCCUGCCUCCAGGUCCCCAGAGCCAGGCUGUGCCAGCUGCUGGGGUCACAGAGCCGUGCUCUCCCUGUGCGGAGUGUGGACAGGGCCUUGACCAGGAGGAGCUUGGUGCACAGCAUGCGCGAGCCCACCCUGGUCCUCAGCCCUUGGCCUGUGCUCAGUGUCCCCAGAGCUUGGCACAGCAGGCCACCCUCACCAGCCGCCGGCCCGCGCACAGGACCCAGCGCACCUACACCUGUGCCCAGUGCGGCAAGAGCUUCGUGCACCAGUCCACGCUCACCACACACUACCGCACGCACACCGGCGAGAAGCCCUACGAGUGCGCCGAGUGCGCCAAGCGCUUCGGCCGCCUGUCCACGCUGCUGGAGCACCAGCGCACGCACACGGGCGAGAAGCCCUUCCCUUGCGCGCAGUGCGGCCGCCGCUUCGGCCGCCUGUCCACCCUGGUGGAGCACCGGCGCACGCACACGGGCGAGAAGCCCUUCCCCUGUGCCCAGUGCGACAAGCGCUUCACGCGCCUGGCCAACCUGACCGUGCACCAGAGCGUGCACGCGGGGGAGCGUGCCUUCCAGUGCGCCCAGUGCGGCACGCGCUUCACGCACAAGCCCAGCUUCCUGCGGCACCUGCGCGGCCACUCGCGAGAGAAGCGCUAUCCCUGUGGCCAGUGUGGCAAGAGCUUUACCUGUCGUUCCUGGCUGCUACGCCACCAGGGCAGCCAUGCCAGCCAGGCCACUCCUUCCUGUGUGGCUUGCGACAGGGGCUCCCCAAGCCCUGAGCCAUCCAGGAGCCUCCUCCAAGGUGCAGUAUGGGGGAGGCCCGCCUGCGACCCGGCAGCCGCAGCCGGGUCUGAGGGUGCCCUGACCGGGUGUGACCCCAGGGUGUGCCGGGGAGGCAGGCGACUGAGUGACAGGGGUCAGGAAGGUGUGGGGGUGUCCUCGUGCAGUUCGCUGUCUCCUGUGAAGAUGGAGAAUGCAGGGUAGCGCCCAGAGAUCUCUGACGGGGCCAGGGAGGGCUCAGGGGCCACUGGCGUCCUGGACUCCAAGCCGACCUUAUCUAAGGACACUUGGCUGGCUCAGGGCGUCCUGUGCAGGAUGCCGCCACUUCGCCAAGAAGGACAGGGCUCCCAGGGGCUGCAGGGCCGGCAGAGGGCCCAAGGGGCUUCUUGCUGCAGGGGUCGUGUGUGGAGGCAGGGCUGAGGUGGAGGGAGUCGUCCCAGUCGGGCCUCACUAGAGCUGGCCAGGGGGAGAGCUCGCUUGUGCCUUGUUCCAUAAGGAAGUGACUGGGGAAAUGGCGGUGAAUCAGUUCUUUGAAGGGGCGGAGGGCCUGCUUGCACCCUUUGCCAUACCCCCUGCUGCCCGCUGAUAACCAAGCAGAGUCCACUGUCCUUCCUGGGGGGGUGGGAGGCCCGGGGCAGUCCAGCCUCCCGUUUCAUAAACUCAGCCACGUGGCCCUCGGGCUCGAAUCCAAGAGCCGUGGAGUUGUCACGGGAUUCACAUGGGGGCUUUCUGUGACUCCCCACUGCCUCGGAGAGGCCUGGGCUGGCCGUGGCCCUGUGCUCGUCAGCAGUUAUCUCGGCUGCCGACCUAAGACACUGCCCGCUUGGCCUACAGUUUGCCUCUGAGCUGCUGGGGACAGGCAGAGGGGCCUUUCUGAAGGCCCAGGCUGUGCUGGCCACCGGGGACACAAAGCAAACCAAGGCCUGCUUCUGGGCUGGGGGCUGGGAGGGCUGUCCACUCUCAGUGGGAGGCACACAGGCCAGCAGACAGCGGGGCACGGGAGAUGUUGCAGAAGCACUCAAAGUUCAGGAGGACGGGAGGAGGGACUGGAGGUGGCCCGUCCAUGGCUGAAAAGCGCCUGGAGAUCCUGGUGGUGCCUGCCACCAUCUCGGCGACUUCAGCCAGCGGCGCACUGUUCAGGUGGGCCCUUGGUGGUGGCUGGCAGUUUGGGUUGCAGGCCGUGUUGAUAAAUGGAGUUCUUGCUCAGCUGGGGCCCCGACUCCCCCAGGACCCCUAGGAGCGCAGCGCCCUCGCUGUCGGAUAAUCCCCAUACCCUGUCCCAUGACCCUGAGUACUUGACAUGUACACUUGUGUGCUUCCAAGAAUUCUCGUCGCCUUGCGGAACACAGAAGCAGAAGUUCACAAGCCCCAGGAGCUGCGCGUGGGCCAGCGCGCGGCCAUGCACUGCCUCCCGGGCUCGCGCGUCUGCAUCGGGAGUUGGUUUCUACUGGAAGCUCUGUGACGUGCUGACAGCCUCUGUAAAUAAGGACGUGUUUAUGAGGAACCAUCAACCUCCUCCUCCCGCCGCUGACCUGCUGGCCAGUGUUCCUGUUCGUGUUGCAGGAACUCUGACUCCAGGUUCUCUCGGUUAGCGGCAAAUUACAGUUAUUUCCAACUGCGUUUCCAUUUUGAAGUAAAACAAACAAACAAACAA
Molecule: messenger RNA, 5750 nt
Organism: Oryctolagus cuniculus (rabbit)
Lineage: Eukaryota; Metazoa; Chordata; Mammalia; Lagomorpha; Leporidae
Source: RefSeq, a predicted model, not a curated record